AAUUCAAUUACGACCCGCUCCGUUUAAUCUCCCCUCUCCCAAGAAAGAAAUAAACAAAAAGCGCACAAAUUUCCCUGUCUAAACUCGCAGAAGAAAAGCUUUCGUUUCUCAUUGAUAUCUCUCGCUAUAUCUAUAUGUCGAUCUUUGAGUACAAUGGGAGUGCUCUUGUGGCAAUGGUUGGGAAGAAUUGCUUCGCAAUCGCAAGUGACAGGAGGCUCGGAGUGCAAUUGCAGACCAUUGCCACAGAUUUCCAGAAGAUCUAUAAAAUUCAUGAUAAGCUAUUUAUAGGUCUAUCUGGCCUCGCCACUGAUGCCCAAACCCUGUAUCAGCGUCUUGUUUUCCGGCACAAGUUAUAUGAGCUAAGAGAAGAGAGGGAUAUGAAGCCUGAAACUUUUUCUAGCCUUGUAUCGGCCCUUCUUUAUGAGAAAAGAUUUGGUCCAUACUUCUGCCAACCUGUUAUUGCUGGAUUGGGAGAUGAAGAUAAACCCUUCAUUUGCACUAUGGACUCUAUUGGAGCCAAGGAACUUGCAAAAGAUUUUGUUGUUGCUGGAACGGCCUCAGAAUCACUGUAUGGUGCCUGUGAAUCCAUGUUCAAGCCUGACAUGGAACCUGAAGAAUUGUUUGAGACGAUCUCUCAAGCACUCCUAUCAUCAGUAGACCGUGAUUGUUUGAGUGGCUGGGGAGGGCAUGUCUUUGUCGUUACACCAACUGAAGUUACAGAGAGGAUCUUGAAGGGAAGGAUGGAUUGAUACUUGUAGGCAAACCUAGAAGACUAAUUCCAUUUGCGUACUGUACUUCGUUAGAAUGCUUAAUUAAUAUUUCCAUAAUCGAACAUUGCUCGUCUUCUGGAGUUGUGUUGCCCAAUUCUUAACUAUUUACAAAAAGGUAUUUGAUGAUUCAAUAUAUCGUUUUCCUUAUCUUUAAA
Molecule: messenger RNA, 925 nt
Organism: Olea europaea var. sylvestris
Lineage: Eukaryota; Viridiplantae; Streptophyta; Magnoliopsida; Lamiales; Oleaceae
Product: proteasome subunit beta type-3-A-like
Exons: 7
Coding region: 135-749 (204 amino acids)
Biological process (GO): proteasome-mediated ubiquitin-dependent protein catabolic process
Cellular component (GO): proteasome core complex; proteasome core complex, beta-subunit complex
Source: RefSeq, a predicted model, not a curated record